Quercus robur (English oak) is the source of this 375-nucleotide messenger RNA. RefSeq lists its product as uncharacterized. The record is from RefSeq and is a predicted model, not a curated record. Bases 1 to 375 code for a protein of 124 amino acids. NCBI's taxonomy places the organism in Eukaryota, Viridiplantae, Streptophyta, Magnoliopsida, Fagales, Fagaceae. The transcript has a single exon.
AUGGGCACAAUAAAUGUCAUCCUUGCUGCUCCGGGAAGGACCGGCUCUUAUCCUUCCAAAGUAAUGUUUGUGGCUCGGCUCUCCACCGAGGACAAUGAUCGGGAGUCCAAAAAGGCCAAGAAAGGAGCCUCGCCUGUGCUGGGAUUCUCGGACGAAGAUAAGAUUGGAACCAUCCAACCCCAUGACGAUGUUCUGGUAGUUACACUCAGGAUUGGGGAGUUUGAUGUGAAGAUAGUACUGGUAGAUCAGGACAGUGCUGUAGAAGUAAUGUACCUCGACCUGUACAGGGGGCUGAAUUUAAAACCCGAAAACCUAACGGCGUACGAUUCCCUUGUAGUAAGUUUCGAGGGGAAGACCAUUACUCCAAGGGGCUAG